UGAGAAAACAAUCGCCAUUCAAUAAAGCUCAUCUACAUCAUCAAGUGUGUCUAGUUUAGCAACAUCGCAGUAGCAACAUGAACGUUUGCGAGCCUAUUUUUUGCAAAUGAGACUAUUAUACAGGGGCCGGUUCCUGAAAAGCCGAUUAGCGCUUACCCAGGGUUAAAUUAACCCUAACCCACGAUUUUUACCCCCGGAUUAGUUCUGUUCCCGAAACGCCGGUUAGCGCUAACCCAGGGUUAGUUUGGGGAAUAAAUCUAACCCUGCUCGCGAGGUGGGUUAACUCGCUAAUCCAUCGAUUAGCGCAAGCUGGCAAAAAACAAAAUGGCGGAUUUGUUUUGCCGGGUCGGGGAAGCUUACCCACAAGCUCGCGAACACCGCUUUCGCUUGUUUAACGGAAGCCUUGAUGACUUCCUCAACGACCAAGAGGUCAAAUCGAGGUUCCGCUUUCGGAAAGACACAAUUGAGUAUAUAACACAGUUUUUGAGGGGGGAAUUAAGCCGGGAUACGCGACGAAAUCACGCACAUGCUCCAAUAGUCCAAGUUCUUGUCGCACUACGCUUUUACGCUUCAGGGAGUUUUUUGCAAAUCAUAGGCGAUACAUUUGGCCUUCCAAAGUCUACCGUUUCCCGUUGCGUCUCAGAUGUGACAAGAGCGCUUGUUAGCAAAGCUGACCGCUUCAUCAAAUGGCCUUCGCGAGAGAGGCAAAGGGAGAUAAAGCAGGCAUUUUACGACAAGCACGGCUUCCCUGGAGUUAUCGGCUGUAUUGACGGGACUCAUGUAAAGCUCCAGGCCCCGACAAAUCAUGAGAACGAUUAUGUCAAUCGGAAAGGGCAGCACAGCAUUAACGUGCAAGCCGUGUGUGACAACAAAGGUAAAAUAUUUUAAGGUGUGAAGAUGGGGGGGGGGG
Molecule: messenger RNA, 910 nt
Organism: Nematostella vectensis (starlet sea anemone)
Lineage: Eukaryota; Metazoa; Cnidaria; Anthozoa; Actiniaria; Edwardsiidae
Product: putative nuclease HARBI1
Exons: 1
Coding region: 325-888 (187 amino acids)
Source: RefSeq, a predicted model, not a curated record